Gryllus bimaculatus (two-spotted cricket) is the source of this 1143-nucleotide messenger RNA. The record is from the annotation of a GenBank genome assembly. Lineage: Eukaryota; Metazoa; Arthropoda; Insecta; Orthoptera; Gryllidae.
GCCGAUGAACUGGCUGCUGGUCUCAGGGGGCUGGGUAUGCAACCUGGUGACAUGCUGGGCCUAUGUGGACCCAAUUCAGUUGAAUGGUAUCUCACGAACCUUGCAGCUGCCAGAGCAGGUCUAAUUCUUGUAAAUAUAAACCCUGCAUAUCAAGUAGUUGAACUUGAGUAUUGCCUAUCAAAAGUGGGUGUGAAGGCCUUGGUAGUGCCAGAGACAUUCAAAAGUCAAAAUUAUCACAAGAUGCUUCAAGCUAUUGCCCCAGAAUUGGCAUCAUGUCAACCAGGGAAGCUUCAGAACGACCGAAUACCUACCCUGAAAUCUAUUAUUACUAUCAGUGAUAAAGAAUUGCCGGGAAGUUUCAAAUUCAAAAAUUUGUUAAAAUCUAUCAACCCAGACGAUCUUUCAGAGGUACAUCAGUUACAAUACAAGAUUCAACCUGAUGCUGGAUGCAAUUUACAAUUUACCUCAGGCACAACUGGUCUGCCAAAAGGCACCCUUCUCAGUCAUCACAAUGUUGUAAAUAAUGCAUACUUCGCAGCAAAGCGCUUAGGCUUUCAUCAUAAGCAUCAUCGAAUUUGCUUGCAAGUUCCUUUAUUUCAUUGCUUUGGAAAUGUUUUGGGAAUUAUCAUGGCCUUACAUGCCGGAAGCACAUUAGUGCUACCUUCAUACUCAUUCCGUGCAGAAGACUCAGUCAAUGCUAUUGCAAAGGAAAGCUGCACUAUUAUUUAUGGAACACCAACAAUGUACAUUGAUAUUAUGGCCAAGUGUCAAGACUCACCUGCCUCAUUAUCUUCUCUGGAGUUUGCUAUUACAGCUGGAUCACCCUCGCCUCCCAAUUUGUUCUAUAAAAUCGCAAACACACUUGGAUUGAAGAAAUGUUAUUCGGUGUAUGGUAUGACUGAAACCAGUCCUUUAAGUUUUGUUCCUGAUUGUGAUGAUUCUUUGGAACAGUGCGCCAAAAGUGUUGGAAGAGUUAUGGAUCAUUGUGAGGUGAAGGUUGUUGACGUGGACAAUAAGAUGGUGCCAAUGGGGACACCUGGUGAAUUGCUUGUACGAGGCUAUGGCAAUAUGCUAUGUUACUACAAUGAUGUUGACAAAACACAAGAGAUAGUAGGACCAGAUCGUUGGCUGAGAACUGGGUAA